AGGGACAGAGCUGCGAACAAAGGGCACGUCUUGGUUGUACAGGUGGAUAUGAAUGCAGAGGAAGUUUCGGAAAACAGCAUGGUGGGAAAAACUGAAUUAGGAAUGCCAAGAGCUGAGCUGUAGCCCCUGCUAAUUCAUUCAUUCAUUCCUUCAUUCAUUUCCCUGCCUUCAGAGCUAGAGGGCGACGGGGAAGCCAGCGCACACGGGACCGGCUGGGAGGCCGAGAAGAUGGGCAUCCUCAGCGUGGACCUGCUGAUCGCGCUGCAGAUCCUGCCCGUGUUCUUCUCCAACUGCUUGUUCCUGGCGCUCUACGACUCGGUGGUGCUGCUCAGGCACGUGGUGCUGCUCCUGAGCCGCUCCAAGGCCGCCCGCGGCCAGUGGAGGCGCAUGCUGACCUCAGAGGGGAUGCGCUGCAUCUGGAAGAGCUUCCUCCUGGACGCCUACAAGCAGGUGAAACUGGGUGAAGAUGCCCCCAAUUCCAGCGUGGUGCAUGUCUCCAAUCCCGAAGGAGGCGACAACGGUGAAAAUGGUGCCCAGGAGAAGACAGUGGAUGGCGCCGAGUGCCACCUCCUGGACUUCGCCAGCCCCGAGCGCCCGCUGGUGGUCAACUUCGGCUCGGCCACUUGACCGCCCUUCACUAAGCAGCUGCCGGCCUUCAGGAAACUGGUGGAGGAGUUCUCACCCGUGGCCGACUUCCUGCUGGUCUACAUCGAUGAGGCCCAUCCCUCAGAUGGCUGGGCGGUGCCCGGGGGUUCUUCUUUGUCGUUCGAGGUGAGGAAGCACCGGAGCCAGGAAGACCGAUGCGCGGCAGCCCACCAGCUCCUGGAGCGGUUCUCCUUGCCGCCCCAGUGCCGAGUGGUGGCCGACCUCAUGGACAACAAUGCCAACGUAGCUUAUGGGGUAGGCUUUGAACGCGUGUGCAUUGUGCAGAGACAGAAAAUUGCUUAUCUGGGAGGAAAGGGCCCUUUCUUCUACAACCUUCAAGAAGUCCGGCGAUGGCUGGAGAAGAAUUUCAACAAGAUGAAAUCUAGAUUAGCUGGUUAA
Miniopterus natalensis is the source of this 1044-nucleotide messenger RNA. NCBI's taxonomy places the organism in Eukaryota, Metazoa, Chordata, Mammalia, Chiroptera, Miniopteridae. The record is from RefSeq and is a predicted model, not a curated record.